Molecule: messenger RNA, 891 nt
Organism: Nannizzia gypsea CBS 118893
Lineage: Eukaryota; Fungi; Ascomycota; Eurotiomycetes; Onygenales; Arthrodermataceae
Product: abhydrolase domain-containing protein
Exons: 5
Coding region: 1-891 (296 amino acids)
Cellular component (GO): mitochondrion
Molecular function (GO): catalytic activity
Source: RefSeq, a predicted model, not a curated record
AUGCAUCAACUAGGACGGCAGUUUGUGCGGUGCUACUCUUCUGCCUCUGCUUCGAGAGUGCCUUUAGCCUACACGCUGCACAAACCGCGAGGCAGGACACACCAUGUCAGCCGUCCACCCAUCGUCUUCAUGCAUGGCCUUUUUGGCUGCAGGAAGAAUAACAGAAGCAUGAGCAAAGUCCUGGCUUCCGAUCUGGGAACAUCAGUCUACGCUGUUGACCUUCGUAACCAUGGAGACUCCCUUCAUCAUCCGAAGCAUGAUUACACCGAGCUCGCCCUUGAUGUGGAGCAAUUCAUUCACGAACACAGCCUGCGUGAUGCCAUCCUCAUCGGCCACUCCAUGGGCGCCAAAACAGCCUUGACUCUUGCUCUACGCUCUCCCUCCUUAGUGUCGAGCGUCGUUGCUAUAGAUAACGGGCCAAUUCGUUUGCCUUUAACUGACGACUUUCCACGCUACAUCAGGGGCAUGAGACAUAUUCAGUCACAGGCUACUCCCGUCUCCUCCUUGUCCCAGGCUGACUCGCUCCUCUCACAAUAUGAGCCGGACCCUGCCAUCCGUCUCUUCCUUCUGACGAACCUAGCAAAGAAAGCUGGCCAGGACCACCUGCACUUCCGGGUGCCGCUAGAUAUACUCUCGUCAUCGUUGGAUGCUCUGGGGGAUUUCCCGUACAUCGACCCUCAGGAAACUCAGUUUGAGAAGCCAGCUUUAAUCGUCAGAGCAACCAGGAGUCAUUACCUGCCGGACCACUCUAAAGAACUCAUGCAUAAAUUCUUUCCAGACCUUAAGUUGGUAGAUUUUGACUGCGGGCAUUGGGUCAUUACUGAGAAACCGCAUGAGUUUAGACAGGUUGCCGUUGACUUUAUACGGGACUCUGUAUUGUCUACGCCAUAG